AUGAAUCAAGCAGCUGCUUUUAGGCACCUGUUCCUGGUGCUGCAGUUGGUGAUGCUCGAAGCAGCUGUCCCUCAGGGAAAGGAAGUGGUGCUGGGGAAGGCAGGAGGCACGGCAGAGCUGCCCUGCCAAGCAUCCCAGAAGAAGUACAUGACCUUUACCUGGAAACUUUCUUCCCAGGUCAAGAUUGUGGAAAGUCAGAACUCCAUCUUUUGCCUUACAGGCUCCUCCAAGCUGAAAACUCGCUUUGAAUGCAAAAAAAUCCUGUGGGACCAAGGAUCCUUUCCUCUGGUCAUCAAGAGCCUUCAAAUCGCAGACUCAGGGAUUUACACCUGUGAAGUGGAGGACAAGAAAAGAGAGGUGGAACUGCUGGUGUUCGGCUCCUACCCCAUACACCCUCAUCUUCCUAUCUCCUGACCCAGCUUCUCUCUCUUCCCACCUCCAGCUUUCCGGAAGGUCUCUAACACGGUCUAUGCGAAAGAAGGGGAGCAGGUGGAGUUUUCCUUCCCGCUCAACUUCGAAGAUGAAAACCUGAUGGGGAAGCUGAGGUGGAAGGCAGAGGGGGCUCCCUCCUCCCUGCUCUGGAUCUCCUUCACCUUGAAUAACAAGAAGCUAUCUGUGAAAGAGGUUGACCAGUACUCCAAACUCCAGAUGAUGGACUCACUCCCGCUCCGCUUUACCCUGCCCAACGUUUUGUCUCGUUAUGCCGGUUCUGGAAACCUGACCCUGGUCCUUGACAAGGGACAAUUGCAGCAGGAAGUAAAACUCGUGGUGAUGAGAGUGACUCAGUCUGGGAACAAUUUGACCUGUGAGGUGCUGGGACCCACCUCCCCUGAGCUGACGCUGAGCUUGAAACUCGAAGGACAGGCUGCCAAGGUCUCAAAGCAGCAGAAGAUGGUAAGGGUGGAGGAUGCCGAGGUGGGAACAUGGCAAUGUCUACUGAGUCACAAGGACAAAGUCUUGCUGGCAUCCAAGGCCGAGGUUUUGCCUCCUGUGCUCACCAGGACCUGGACAAAUCUCUUGACCAUCGUGCUGGGCGGGGUCCUAGGCCUCGUGCUUUUCACUGGGCUCUGGGUCUACUGCUGUGUUAAGUACUGGCACCGCAGGCGCCAGGCAGCUCGGAUGUCUCAUAUCAAGAGACUCCUCAGUGAGAAGAAAACCUGCCAGUGCUCCCACCGGUUACAGAAGACAUGUAAUCCCAUUUGA
Molecule: messenger RNA, 1203 nt
Organism: Puma concolor (puma)
Lineage: Eukaryota; Metazoa; Chordata; Mammalia; Carnivora; Felidae
Source: RefSeq, a predicted model, not a curated record